AUGAGCGCACCUACAAUCCCAAAGACCCAAAAAGCCAUCAUCUUCUCCGAAGUUGGGGGUAAAUUAGAGUAUAAAGACAUUCCUGUACCAGUUCCUAAGUCAAAUGAGCUGUUAAUCAACGUUUUGUAUUCUGGUGUCUGUCACAGUGAUCUGCACAUUUGGCAAGGUGACCUCCCAUUGCCUUUAAAGUUACCAUUAGUUGGCGGUCACGAAGGUGCCGGUGUAGUUGUAGGCAUGGGUUCAAACGUCAAAGGCUGGAAACUGGGUGAUUAUGCAGGUAUCAAGUUCCUGAACGGAACCUGUAAUGCCUGUGAAUUCUGCGAACAAUCUUUUGAGAUCAGUUGUCCUCAUGCUGACUUCACAGGUACUGUACAUGACGGUUCCUUCCAACAAUACGCUACCGCAGAUGCUGUUCAAGCUGCCAGAAUUCCGCAAGGUACUGACUUAGCUGCCAUUGCACCUCUAUUAUGCGCAGGUCUCACUGCUUACAAAGCUUUGAAAUCUGCUAACAUGAGACCUGGUCAAUGGGUUGCUAUUUCAGGUGCAUGUGGUGGUUUAGGUACAUAUGCUAUUCAAUACGCUACUGCCAUGGGAUACAGAGUUUUAGGUAUUGAUUCAGGUGAAGAAAAAGCCAAAUAUUUCAAAACACUUGGUGGUGAAGUAUUUAUUGACUACAAGAAGAGCAAAGAUGUUGUUGCUGACGUUAUUAAAGCAACUGAUGGUGGGGCACAUGGUGUUCUUAACAUUGCUGUUGAUCCAAGAGCUAUUUCCAUGAGCACAAAGUACGUUAGAUCUAACGGUACAAGUGUCUUGGUCAGUUUGCCAAAGGAUGCCGUCUGUGAAUCAGAGGUAUUCACCCAGGUUGUCAAAUCCACCUCCAUUGUUGGAUCUUGCGUUGGUAAUAGAGCAGACACUAGAGAAGCAAUUGAUUUCUUCACUAGAGGUUUGAUUAAAAUUCCAAUUCACAUGGCACCACUAUCGAGUUUGCCACAAAUUUAUGACAAGCUAAUGCAAAAUGAGGUCGUUGGUCGAUUUGUCGUUGACACCUCGAAAUAG
Molecule: messenger RNA, 1056 nt
Organism: Kazachstania africana CBS 2517
Lineage: Eukaryota; Fungi; Ascomycota; Saccharomycetes; Saccharomycetales; Saccharomycetaceae
Product: zinc-dependent alcohol dehydrogenase
Exons: 1
Coding region: 1-1056 (351 amino acids)
Molecular function (GO): zinc ion binding; oxidoreductase activity
Source: RefSeq, a predicted model, not a curated record